AUGGUUAAAGUCACAAACCUCGAUGUCGAAUAUGCCGGGCUCAUGAGCCACAACCCUGAAGGCACUUACCUUUACAUCCCUCCCAGUUUCGCGACGCUUCACCCCGGAUCAGUUGGCUUCUUCGACCAACGCGGCAGCUGGAAUCAAAUCACCGAUCUGUCCAAGAAAGGAAGAUCUGAAGUCGAUGGAUACACAAAACCGAGUCACGAUCUAAGCUAUGACGAGCCCACAACAUCGACGUGGAAGGCACGGUCAUCAGAACCCGAAGAUAGCCACCAGACUCGGAUCAAUGGAGGCACUUCUGAUAACCCAUCGGUCGGUGCGAACUGUGAGAGCAAGCCUUCGGUGACUUCUUCUGAGAAAGCUGGCCUCGCUGUCAAAGGUCUCACCAGGCGAGAAAAGAUUCGAGCUCCGUUUUUCAAUCCUUCUUCGGUGUGGGCAUCGGAAAACGUCGAGACGAUUUUGUCGAAAGAGUUCGCAACGCAUAUUGAGAAGAAUGGGCUUUGGAUCGUUCAGUCAACCUGGGUUGUCGAAGAAUGUGCUAUUCGCAUGACCGACCGUGCAGAUAAGAGCGUUGAGGUCGGGUUGGAUAUUGUGUCCAACUCUGACAGUGGCGCAGUCCCUUUUGACAAACUCAAAAAUGAAGGCUGGUCGACGUAUCACGAUGCCAAGCAUGAGGGAGGGAGGGUUGUUUCCUUCAGUGGAUUGCACUUCAAGCCGAGUCAGUUCCAGAAAUCCCGUCAGGGUCUGCAUGAAGAUGUGAGCGUCGGACAUAUGAACUUUGAAUCUGUGAUGGUUGGUCAGACUCUGGCCGACGCCGAAGAAGAGAAAGCAGCAGAGAUAGCGAAGGACGAGAAGGUGAAAGCAGAGGUUGGGGCGAGAAAGACUGCAAUUCACCGAAACACUGAAGUUUCUGAUGACGUCGUGCCACACUGA
Penicillium brevicompactum is the source of this 936-nucleotide messenger RNA. RefSeq lists its product as uncharacterized. Bases 1 to 936 code for a protein of 311 amino acids. The record is from RefSeq and is a predicted model, not a curated record. The transcript has 2 exons. Lineage: Eukaryota; Fungi; Ascomycota; Eurotiomycetes; Eurotiales; Aspergillaceae.